GUCUUAACGAUUCUGAUAUUAAUGAAACAUCUUUGUAAAGGGUUGAAGUGUCUUCCUGAAUUGUCAAUAUAUUAAUGAAGCAUGCAGUCCUGUGUUGAACAAGACAAGCUGGGACAAGACUUUGAGGAUGCUUUUGAGGUGUUGAGGCAACAUUCAACCGGAGAUCUUCAGUACUCCCCAGAUUACAAAAAUUACCUGGCUUUCAUCAACCACUGCUCUCAUGUCAGAGGACAUUCCAACUGCUAUGGUGUGCUGCCUACAGAGGAACCUGUCUAUAAUUGGAGAACAGUGAUAAACAGUGCUGCGGACCUCUAUUUUGAAGGAAAUACUCAUCAAUCUCUGCCAAAUAUCCCUGAAAACCAACUGGUACAACCUGCUGUUCUCCAUCAAAAGGGAGGAAAAGGCAGGAAGAAGCUCCGACUGUUCGAAUACCUUCAUGAAUCCCUGUGUAAUCCUGAGAUGGCAUCUUGUAUUCAGUGGGUAGAUAAAACCAAAGGCAUCUUUCAGUUUGUGUCAAAAAACAAAGAAAAACUUGCCCAACUUUGGGGGAAAAGAAAAGGCAACCGGAAGACCAUGACUUACCAGAAAAUGGCCAGAGCACUGAGGAAUUAUGGAAGAACUGGGGAAAUCACCAAAAUCCGAAGAAAGCUAACUUACCAAUUCAGUGAAGCCAUUCUCCAAAGACUCUCUCCAUCUUAUUUCUUAGAAAAAGAGAUCUUCUACUCACCGUAUGUUCAACCUGAGCAAGGCUUUCUCAGCUUCAGUAACUGGAAUGCAAAUUAUAAUUGUCCAUAUGCUGAUUAUCAUGAGCUAAGCCACCCUGAUUGCUAA
Messenger RNA from Neomonachus schauinslandi (Hawaiian monk seal), 831 nucleotides. RefSeq names its product Spi-C transcription factor (gene SPIC). Gene Ontology annotation, biological process: regulation of transcription by RNA polymerase II; cell differentiation. Bases 82 to 831 code for a protein of 249 amino acids. The record is from RefSeq and is a predicted model, not a curated record. Gene Ontology annotation, cellular component: nucleus. The transcript has 6 exons. Gene Ontology annotation, molecular function: sequence-specific DNA binding; DNA-binding transcription factor activity, RNA polymerase II-specific. Lineage: Eukaryota; Metazoa; Chordata; Mammalia; Carnivora; Phocidae.